Molecule: messenger RNA, 1049 nt
Organism: Anoplophora glabripennis (Asian longhorned beetle)
Lineage: Eukaryota; Metazoa; Arthropoda; Insecta; Coleoptera; Cerambycidae
Product: mpv17-like protein 2
Exons: 3
Coding region: 491-994 (167 amino acids)
Biological process (GO): mitochondrial ribosome assembly
Cellular component (GO): membrane; cytoplasm
Source: RefSeq, a predicted model, not a curated record
GAUUUAAGUUUAGACACAAUAAACACAAUAUUCUAUAUUUUAAGGAUUUAAAUAAGUAAAGCAGGGAGUGUAGUCUCAAACACAAAACAUAAAAUAGAUCUCCAAUCUUCAAGUAAAAUAUGAAACAGGAAAGACGUGCGACAUUGGAUAUUGUAAGCCAAUUUCGUUACUAGACUCCAGUGCAUCAGCGCUACAAAACGGGACUCCUUAAUUUACAUUUGUAUUUAUUAUGAUUUAUUAUAUAUAUAUUAUCUUAUCUAUGAUUAUGAUUAAGUAGUUAAUUUUCAAACACAUGUUCCAUUACAUGAACUCAAAUUUUAUUUAAAUUGCGGUAUUAGAAAACACGUUCAGGAUUAAUAGCUGCAUUACGAAUAUUGUUAGAUAUGUAUCAAGAAGAAACUCUACAAAGUUGCCAAUUCGAUCAAAUAUUGCGACUUUAGCCUUUGGUAAAUAUUUACUAUUAACAAAUACUGUCAGUUCUGGUGUUCUUAUGAUAAUGGGAGAUUUAUAUCAGCAGGAAAUCGAGUACCGUCAGAAGAAACUACCUCAAAGAUAUGACUAUGGACGUUUAACUCGAAUGUUUACAAUAGGUUUAGGUUUCGGGCCCCUAAAUCACUAUUUCUUUGUAUGGCUGGGUAAAGCUAUGCCGGCCAGAAAUUUGGCAACUUUAACAAAAAAAAUUCUCAUAGAUCAAUUUGUUAUGAGUCCUAUUUGCAUAGCUGCUUUCUUCUAUAGUAUGGGUGCCUUGGAGUCGAAACCAAUUAAGGAAUGUAAUAAAGAACUUAAAAAUAAAUUUGUCACAGUUUAUGUGUUGGAUUGGUUAGUAUGGACCCCAACACAGCUUAUCAAUUUCUGCUAUGUUCCACUAAAGUACCAAGCUUUUUAUACAAAUUUUAUAUCGAUGUUAUAUAAUGUGUUCCUAUCGUACAUUAAACAUAGGGAAACGGCAGAAGAAAAUGCAUAUAAAUUAAAGUUAGACAAAGGACAAAGUUAAUAUUUUUAUUUAUGAAUUGUAUGUUUAUAAAAUUAAAUUAAUAUUUACCAAUUUA